Messenger RNA from Asparagus officinalis (garden asparagus), 1878 nucleotides. RefSeq lists its product as uncharacterized. The coding region runs from base 1 to 1878 and encodes 625 amino acids. The record is from RefSeq and is a predicted model, not a curated record. The transcript is spliced from 6 exons. Lineage: Eukaryota; Viridiplantae; Streptophyta; Magnoliopsida; Asparagales; Asparagaceae.
AUGACCGAGGAACAGCUCGUAGCCAAGUAUAUCGGCAGUUUGAAGUACUCAAUUCAAGAGAAAGUGACCAUCCACAAGGUGUAUUUCGUGGACGAAGCCUACAAUAUGGCUCUGAAGGCGGAAAGAUUAGCCUCUAAGGCGUUACCUUUCAAACGAGCCGAACAGGGAGGCUCGGUCGAGAAGGCGAGAGUGUCAAAGGUCUUGGUAAAUCACUUGAAACUACCGAUCGAUACCAAACCUGUGCCUUACACCAUCGUAUGGAUCAAAAAAGUCCCCUUUGUGAAGGUGACCGAAGUAUGUCGCGUGCCACUAUCACUAGGAAAGACUUAUAGUGAUUUUGUAGCUUGUGAUGUUGUGGAUAUGGACGCGUGUCAUGUCUUGUUAGGACGACUGUGGAAAUAUGAUGUCGAUGCUAAGCAUGGCAGCAAGAAGAACGAAUACUCGCUCGCAUGGAUGAGCAAAAAGAUUAUUUUAGCACUAAUUCCACCCUCCCCAAAGAGCCCAAAGAAUCAAAAAUCCAAACAUGUUUCUAUUUGCAACAAGGGAGAAUUUCUAGCCGGAUCAAAGGAGCUAAAACAGAGGUUUGCUUUAGUCGUUAAAGAAGUAGUGAAGACUCUCGUUGAGGUUCCAGAGAAGAUAAAUCCGCUACUUAAGGAGUUCGACGUGUUGGUUCCCGAGGAGCUGCCAGAUGGUCUUCCACCCAUGAGAGAUAUUCAACACCAUAUUGAUUUCAUCCCGGGUUCAGUGCUUCCUAAUCUUCCUUAUUAUCGUAUGAACCCGCAGGAGAAGAAGAUUUUACAAGACACCAUUGAGGACCUCAUCAAAAAGGGCCACUUCCGAGAGAGCAUGAGUCCAUGCAAUUUUAGCUCUAUAGUUGCCCCCAUGACGAAUUGCUUAAAGAAGAAGGGCGUUUUUGAAUGGACGGAUGCAGCAAAUGCGGCUUUUACCUUUAUCAAGGAGAAGAUUACCACUGCACCGAUCUUGGCGUUUCCGAAUUUCGACAAGCUCUUUGAGCUUGAAUGUGACACAUGUGGUGUCGGUAUUGGAGUCGUCAUCUCUCAAGAGAAGCGUCUCAUUGCUUUCUUGAGUGAGAAGUUAAAUGAAACCCGGCAGAAGUGGAGUACUUACGAGCAGGAGUUGUAUGUUGUUUUUCGUUCUUUGAAGACUUGGAAGAGCUACCUCAUUGCUAACGAUUUCUUAGUAGUUGACAAUAAGGUUCCUGAUGCUUUGAGUCACCGGGUAACUUUGUUAAGCAUAUUGCGAGGUGAAGUUGUUGCUUUUAACAAUUUGAAAGAGCUCUAUGUUGAUGAUGAAGACUUUCAGGAGGUUUGGGCCAAGAAGACACCUCGACAUCUCCAAGACUUGUUGAAGUUGCCGACAAGUGGUAAGGUCAACGAGGCCGCAAGUUCAAUGACCGAGAAUGCUUUCAAUAUACAGGAAGAAAUGCGUACAAAGCUUGAGACAACCAAUGCAAAGUUCAAGUCGCGAGCGGACAAGAAAAGGCGACUCAAGAUAUUCAAUGAAGGAAACAUGUUGAUGGUUUAUUUACGGAAGGAACGACUACCGGCUGAAACAUACAGCAAGCUUAAGCCGAAAUGUUAUAGGCCGUUCAAGAUUCUCAAGAAAAUCAACGAUAAUGCAUAUGUAGUAGACCUUCCAGAAGGAAUGACUAUGUCGGCGACAUUUAAUGUGGCGGAUAUUUCUGACUAUCAUCCUUCAAUCAAGUUGAAUUCAAGUGAUGAGAACUCAGAGAUGAGUUCUUCCGAAGAAGGAGGGACUGAUGCAAGAGAUCAAGGCUCAUCGGUAUCGAAACGAUAUCCGAUCGGCCUUCUUCGUUUCUACGUCUGCGACAGUAGCACUACAAUUGAGACAUAUUAG